This is a messenger RNA of Bactrocera neohumeralis, 1767 nucleotides long. Its product is annotated as transcription factor grauzone-like. The coding region runs from base 66 to 1733 and encodes 555 amino acids. Gene Ontology annotation, cellular component: nucleus. The record is from RefSeq and is a predicted model, not a curated record. Gene Ontology annotation, molecular function: zinc ion binding. NCBI's taxonomy places the organism in Eukaryota, Metazoa, Arthropoda, Insecta, Diptera, Tephritidae. The transcript is spliced from 6 exons.
GGAAGAAUAUAAAUAAUAAGAAGACGGACUGAAACUGAACUUAGCAGUAUUUUGAUUCGACAAAAAUGGUUUGUCGUCUCUGUUUGGAAGAUUCACAUGAUAGUUUAGAUAUAUUCUCUGACAAUGCAGAAACUGAAGUUGCAAAAAUUAUUACUAAAUACUUUCAUUUCGAGGUACAACCAAGUGAUAUUAUUUCCAAUAAGAUUUGUGCAGAGUGUUGGAAAUGUACAUCGGUUUUCCACAGAUUUUGGUUAAAAAUAGAUGAAAAACAGAAAACAUUGCAAACAUAUAUAGUGUGCACGCAAAUAAAACAAGAUGUGGAUGAUUUUCAACUGGAACUCACCAGUGCCGAUGUAAAAUCUCCUAUUGACACAAAAAAUAAUGAAUUACGAGAACCAGAGAUAGACUUGGUUGUACAUCCGAUGAUAUCUACAGAUGGAUUGGAAUUUAAUGCUGUUGAAAUGAAGGAUGAUGUUCUAUCAAGCGAUCGAGACUCAUUGCCUUCUCCUACACCAUCAUAUACAGAUGAAGUUUCAGAAGAAAAUGUAAUGGAAUUAAGGUCUACUAAAAAGCGGAAAUACACGAAAAGAGGCACCAAACAGAAAAAACUAGAAAAAGAAAGUAUUGAUAAAACUCGUUGUUCAAAGAAAAGAAAGGGAAAAAUAAAAUCUGAUGUUAAUGUUGAAAAGGAUAAUUUAAAAAUAGAAGGAAAGAAAGUCGUUAAAAAACAUAAUACAAAAACUUUGAUACGGGAAUUAGACGAAUUCAUAGCAGAAAACACACAAUUAUCUUGUUGCUUAUGCGCUGUAUCACUUAAAGAUUUCACAGAUUUAAAGAAACAUUUUCGACAAGAACAUCAGUGUGUAGGCUAUAUACCUUGUUGUAAUAAUCGGUAUAGAAAACGGACUUUAUAUGUGGACCAUCUGAAACUUCAUAAAGACCCAGAUUUUUUCAAAUGUACACUCUGUAAUAAACAAUUAGCAAGCAGAAAUAACUACCAAAAUCAUAUGGACACUAUACAUCCAGACGCAGAAAGUUUACUGUAUCCCUGUAAAUUAUGCCCCAGAAAGUUUGCUAAGCAGUACAUUUUAGACUAUCACAUAAAGUCUAGCCAUACUACAGAGCGAAAUUAUAUCUGCAAAACCUGCAAUAAGGGAUUCAUAAAUUCCGCAGUUUUAAAGCAGCAUGAAAAAGCAGUACAUUUAAAUGAAUACGACUCUGUUUGUGAAGUUUGCGGCAAGUGUCUUAAAACCGCCCAAAAUCUUUUGUCUCACAUGGAGGCCAUUCAUAAUACAGAACCUCGUCCGGAAGAACAAUGUAAAAUCUGUCUUAAGUGGUUGAAAAAUGCACGUUGUGUAAAAAAACACAUGAUCAUACAUCGAGACCAAGCGUCCGGACAAGAGUUCAAAUGUCCUCAGUGUGGUAUGGAAAAAAAUACACGUCAUGCGCUUUCCGCUCAUAUCCGAUAUCAUCACUCGGAUAAAGUGUUUACAUGCACAAUGUGCAAUAAAGAAUUUAAAAAUCCCCGCGCAUUGAGGGAACAUGAAACUACACAUACUGGAACCCAUUUGUAUACCUGUUCCUUUUGUCCAAAGACAUUUAGGUCUCAUGGCAAUAUGCACAAACAUAAGGUCAAUAAUCAUUCAAAUGAGUGGGUUCGUAAACGGUCGCAACCAAGCGAGAUUACCAAAAGCUUGUUAAAUAUUUUACCACCUGAUGGAGAACAAAUUUGAAGAGUCAAUAAAUUAUUAAGAUUUCUAUGAAUUA